Messenger RNA from Orcinus orca (killer whale), 618 nucleotides. Its product is annotated as DPEP2 neighbor protein-like. The record is from RefSeq and is a predicted model, not a curated record. The coding region runs from base 1 to 618 and encodes 205 amino acids. The transcript is spliced from 3 exons. NCBI's taxonomy places the organism in Eukaryota, Metazoa, Chordata, Mammalia, Artiodactyla, Delphinidae.
AUGUCUGACCAUAUCUUCUAUAUUUACUCAAACCUGUCCUCUGUUCCCUGGGAGGGCAGUGCAACAGCAGCAGUUGCUCCCGUUUCUCCUCCUACACCUGGUCACUACCAUGUCCUCUACCAAGGGUGUGGAAAAACGCAGUUGGGCCGGCAUGAGGAGACAUACUGCCUAGUUGGUGGCUACGGGGCCUAUGGGGAUGUUCCUUUGGCCAAGCCAGCAAAGGUGGAAGCAGAGACGCCAGUCUCCAGACAUUGUCCCAAGAGAAAGCACAAUCCGGAAAAGUCGGACAAAGACCUGGGUUGCUCCAGAACCAAAACCCAGCGAUUGCAGCAUUCAAGCAGCUCAGGAAUACAAGCAGCAGUUGCUCCCGGUUCUCCUCCUACACCUGGUCUCUACCAUGUCCUCUAUCGAGGGUGUGGAGAAAAGCAGUUGGGCCGGCAUGUGGAGACAUACUGCCUGGUUGGUGGUUACCGGGUCUACGGAGAUGUACCUCUGGCCACGCCAGCAAAUGUGGAAGCAGAGAAGCCAGUUGCCAGACGUGCUCCCAAGGGAAAGCACGCUCCAAAAAGGUUGGAUUGCGACCUGCGUUUCUCCAGACCCACAGUCCGGCGAUUGUAG